This is a messenger RNA of Mollisia scopiformis, 912 nucleotides long. RefSeq lists its product as uncharacterized. The coding region runs from base 72 to 698 and encodes 208 amino acids. Gene Ontology annotation, cellular component: post-mRNA release spliceosomal complex; U2-type spliceosomal complex. The record is from RefSeq and is a predicted model, not a curated record. Lineage: Eukaryota; Fungi; Ascomycota; Leotiomycetes; Helotiales; Mollisiaceae. The transcript is spliced from 2 exons.
CAACAUCGAAAAGGAAUCUGAACAGUGUUUAUGUACCCUGACCUCCAACAUCGUACACAACCUCAUACAUAAUGUCAACGACUCAUGCGACCUUGGGCGCAGCAGCCGACGAGCGAAAAGCCCGCCUUGCGAAGCUUAAAUCUUUGAAGCGCAAGCAACCUGGCGACGAUGUUACUGAAGCCCACGAACCCACACGGUCACCUACCCCACCUGCGGAACCAGACGUUGCGAAAUUACAUCUAUCAGGUCGCAACUACGAUCCAGAAGCCAAAGGUCCUAAACUUGGCUUUGAGGCACCCCCAACACAAACAGUCGAGAAGACUCUGGAACAGCAGGCAAAACAGGUCGAGGAAGAUAUCAGGAGAAAAGCUGAAGAAGAGGAACAGGACGAUAAAGGGGUAGAUUUGUUCAAGCUGCAGCCAAAGAAGCCUAAUUGGGAUUUGAAAAGGGAUUUGGACAAGAAAUUGGAGAUCUUGAAUGUGAGGACCGAAAACGCUAUCGCGAGAAUGGUACGAGAAAGGAUCGAGGGAGCGCAGAAAGCUGCGAAAUCGAAGAGUAGACAUGGAGCUGCUAGCGCGAGUGGAGAGGGAGAAGAGCUGGGGAUGGAGGGUGUUGCACUUGUAGAGGGAGUUAAGUUACGGGAGCGAGAGGAGGUGGAAGACGAAAGACGGGAAAGGGAAGACGACGAAAUGCAGUGAUUUGGGUCCAAUAACAUAGGCGUUGUGGAGUCUACUGCUUGGUUGAAUAUCAUGGAGCAUCAGAUAUGAAGGUUCUGCUUGCCGAAGGCAUAUUAACCUUCACAAAUCGAGGAAUCUAUCCAGCCCUCACUAUUUCAAUCCAGACCCUAAGUCCCUCUAUUAUACUUCAACACUUUCCGAUUCCUCAACAUUCCCGAGUACCAUCACCACCUUU